AUGGCUCAAAAUAGUCGCUGGGAUGCCAUUCUCGCUGUCGCAGACCUUCCUCCCCCAGGACCUUCUUACUACGCCGCAAGGAGAGCCCUAUGGCUCACUCCGCGGAAUGAUUCUAAUCAGCCCAAGGCAAGCAAGGAGCCACUUGCUCUUGCCCAACAGAAGAAGUUGUCAGAUCUAGUCAACGAUCCGUCCAAGGCUCAAACAGAAUCGGGCUGGAACGAAGGGAUUCGAUUGGUCUGGGAAGGCCUAAGCAGUGGCCGAAAAUUGACUAUUUCAAUGCCUCUCUCACUCAUCAUAAAAAUUACGCAUGCGGCUUGGAUCAGAGACAGUACGUGGCCGUCGGGUGCUAUGGCACCAGAGCCAGAUGAUGAGCUACCCGUUUAA
This is a messenger RNA of Desarmillaria tabescens, 384 nucleotides long. RefSeq lists its product as uncharacterized. Bases 1 to 384 code for a protein of 127 amino acids. The transcript is spliced from 2 exons. The record is from RefSeq and is a predicted model, not a curated record. Lineage: Eukaryota; Fungi; Basidiomycota; Agaricomycetes; Agaricales; Physalacriaceae.